Molecule: messenger RNA, 1695 nt
Organism: Hypoxylon trugodes
Lineage: Eukaryota; Fungi; Ascomycota; Sordariomycetes; Xylariales; Hypoxylaceae
Product: MFS general substrate transporter
Exons: 3
Coding region: 188-1453 (421 amino acids)
Biological process (GO): transmembrane transport
Cellular component (GO): membrane
Molecular function (GO): transmembrane transporter activity
Source: RefSeq, a predicted model, not a curated record
AGACCCUUGGUGCUCUUCCCGAAAGACUCUUGGAACACGAAUGGGGGGAUACCGCACCACCGUAGGCCGGUUCGCCCCAUGGGGCCUAGCCACACACCGAUACGAUCGUGAACUGCGUUCUUGAGCGUCAUUUUGUCCCCUCAGUACAUCCAACCCUGCUACUCCUCGAGAGGAGAGGGACCUUGAGAUGAGCGUCCCGGGUACUCCAGCUGAGCCCGCCGACGCCAUUGACGCUCUCCCAACCCUCAAUGACCCGCCCAAGAACAAGUUCCGACUUAUGUCAUGUUGUUUCCAGAACUUCUUGGGUGGUUUGAUUGACGCAGCUCCCGGUGCCCUAAUUCCUUAUAUGGAAACUUAUUAUGGUAUCGGGUACGCCGAAGUAUCUCUUAUCUUCAUCGGAAACGCCCUGGGAUUCAUCAUGGCGGCGCCAUUCGUCGACCAAAUCCGCCAGCGCCUAGGACGAGCCAAAACCAUCGCAUUGUCGCAGCUCUGCGUGGCUAUCGGUUUCAUUCCUUUCAUCUGCGCAGCGCCAUUCCCCUCUGUGGUCAUCGCUUACUUCUUCAUUGGCUUCGGUCUCGCUCUUCAACUAGCUAUCGCCAAUGUUUUCUGCGCCAACCUACGUAACAACACGACGAUGCUCGGUGCUAUGCAUGGUAGUUACGGAGUCGGCGGCACAAUUGGCCCACUCGUCGCGACGUCCAUCGCUUCGAGCGGUGCCAUAUGGAGCCGAUACUAUUUAAUAACACUCGGCCUCGCCCUCUUCAACGCCUGCUUCUCCCUCUGGUCUUUCUGGGGUUACGAGAAAGAGCUUCGCGGCGGUAACGAAUCGAACGUUCUCUCCGAAACAAGCUCCCGCGGUGCUGACCAGAUGUCCAUGAUGCUCCUCGCUUUCAAGUCCAAGGUCGUCAUCCUAGGUGCUAUCUUCAUCUUCGCUUACCAGGGAGCCGAAGUAUCCAUCUCCGGUUGGGUUAUCUCAUUCUUGAUCGCUACGCGAAAUGGUAAUCCCUCGGCUGUCGGUUACGUGACCUCGGGUUUCUGGGCUGGUAUUACGCUAGGUCGAUUCGCGCUUUCGCCUAUCGGCGCUAAGAUUGGCGAGAAGAGUUUCGUGUAUAUUCUCGUAGCUGGCGCUGCUAUCUUCCAAUUGCUGGUCUGGCUAGUUCCUAACAUUAUUGGUGAAGCUGUUUCGCUAGCCAUUGUUGGAUUAUUACUUGGGCCUGUCUACCCCUGCGCCGCCGUUGUUUUUACACGCAACCUUUCUCGUCGCGAACAAGUCAGCGGUAUGGGAAUUAUCAGCGCUUUUGGUAGUUCUGGUGGUGCUGUCGCUCCGUUUACUACUGGUCUUUUGGCUCAGGCGGCUGGUACCUUCGUCCUGCAUCCAAUUGCUAUCGGUUUAUUCGCGGUCAUGUGCUUGUGCUGGUUGGGGCAGCCUAGUAUUAGGAAGAGGACGGAGUAAGCCGGAGAUUUAUACGGGCUUGGUUUAUGAUAGUGAGCGGGUGUGUGGUAGGUUUCGGUGGGGGAUAUGUGGAGGUAGUCGUGGGAUCUCAUUUAAACAACCAAAGGUGUCUUGGGGCGUAUCUCCAGUGAUACACAGGUCAUGGGAACCCCGCGAAAGUACUGGAUUUGUUAAAAAAAUGAAGGAAAUAUUUUGAUUUAUGUCCCACUUCAAAAUCCACUGGUUUCAAUUUACUCAUUUAA